Messenger RNA from Coregonus sp. 'balchen', 30051 nucleotides. Lineage: Eukaryota; Metazoa; Chordata; Actinopteri; Salmoniformes; Salmonidae. The record is from the annotation of a GenBank genome assembly.
AUGCCUCACACGCAGCGACAGCAGGUUGGCAGUAGGGGGCGACGCACCCCUCUCCUCUUCCUCCUCCCUCUCUUCUCCCUCCUCCUAUCCCACACUCCCCAGCUCAGCCAAGCAGCUAUACACAUACCAUCCAACUGUGAGUACACCUUCUUAACUUCAUUCACACAUCAAUGUAUAUAUACAGUCACUGCUCAUAAUAAUGUCAAAAAAUGAGAACAGACUGGAUUCUAUGUUCUUUCCAUGGCAUUUCUAUCUGCAUCUUUAACACUGUGGUUAUGAGGUUUUGGGCGUUCAGUCUGUAGUUAUACAGUGCAUUCGGAAAAUAUUCAGACCAUUUCCCUUUUUCCAAAUGUUGUUACGUUACAGCCUUAUUCUAAAAUUGAUUCAAUUUGUUUUUCCCCCCUCAUCAAUCUACACACAAUUCCCCAUAAUGACAAAGCAAAAACAGAUUUUUAGACAUUUUUGCAAAUUUAUUAAAAAUAAAAAACGGAAUAAAUCAAAUGUACAUAAGUAUUCAGACCCUUUACUCAGUACUUUGUUGAAGCACCUUUGGCAGCGAUUACAGCCUUGAGUCUUCUUGGGUAGGACGCUACAAGCUUGGCACACCUGUAUUUGGGGAGUUUCUCCCAUUCCUCUCUGCAGAUCCUCUCAAGGUCUGCCAGGUUGGAUGGGGAGCGUCUCUCCACAGCUAUUUUCAGGUCUCUCCAGAGAUGUUCGAUCAGGUUCAAGUCCGGGCUCUGGCUGGGCCACUCAAGGACACUCAGAGCCUUGUCCCGAAGCCACUCCUGCAUUGUCUUGGCUGUGUGCUUAGGGUCGUUAUCCUUUUGGAAGGUGAACCUUCACCCCAGUCUGAGGUCCUGAGCGCUCUGGAGCAGGUUUUCAUCAAGGGUCUCUCUGUACUUUGCUCCGUUCAUCUUUUCCUCGAUCCUGACUAGUCUCCCAGUCCCUGCCGCUGAAAAACAUCCCCACAGCAUGAUGCUGCCACCACCAUGCUUCACCGUAGGGAUGGUGCCAGGUUUCCUCCAGACGUGACGCUUGGCAUUCAGUCCAAAGAGUUCAAUCUUCAUUUCAUCAGACCAGAGAAUCUUGUUUCUCAUGGUCUGAGAGUCUUUAGGUGCCUUUUGGCAAACUCCAAGCGGGCUGUCAUGUGCCUUUUACUGAGGAGUGGCUUCCGUCUGGCCACUCUACCAUAAAGGCCUGAUUGGUGGAGUUCUGCAGAGAUGGUUGUCCUUCUGGAAGGUUCUUCCAUCUCCACUGAGGAACUCUAGAGCUCUGUCAGAGUGACCAUCGGAUUCUUGGUCACCUCCCUGACCAUGGCCCUUCUCCCCCGAUUGCUCAGUUUGGCCGGGCGGCCAGGUCUAGGAAGAGUCUUUGUGGUUCCAAACUUAUUCCAUUUAAGAAUGAUGGAGGCCACUGUGUUCUUGGGGACCUUCAAUGCUGCAGAAUUUUGUUGGUACCCUUCCCCAGAUCUGUGCCUCGACACAAUCCUGUCUCGGAGUUCUACGGACCAUUCCUUCGACCUCGUGGCUUGAUUCUUGCUCUGACAUGCACUGUCAACUGUGAGACCCUUUAUAUAGACACGUGUGUACCUUUCCUAAUCAUGUCCAAUCAAUUGAAUUUACCACAGGUGGACUCCAAUCAAGUUGUAGAAACACCUCAAGGAUGAUCAACGGAAACAUGAUGCACCUGAGCUCAAUUUCGUGUCUCAUAGCAAAGGGUCUGAAUACUUAUGUAAAUGUAAUGUUUCAGUUUUUCUAAAAACCUGUUUUCGCUUUCUCAUUGUGGGGUAUUGUGUGUACAUUGCUGAGUUUUUAUUAUAUUUUAUUUUUUAAAUCUAUUUUAGAAUAAGGCUGUACGUUAACAAAUUGUGGAAAAAGUCAAGGGGUCUGAAUACUUUCCGAAGGCACUGUAUGCACACUGUGUCUAUUUACUUUGUAAUUGAUUACCUCAACUCAUUGAUUAGUCAUUCUAUUCAUCCGGUUUCCUUAGUGCAAAUCAGAUUUGGAUUGGAGGGCCAGGGUAAUUCAACAGGGAAUUGAUUUAUACAACAUAAAAAGCACACACGCACACACACACACACAGAAGGCAGGCGAUGGGUCAGAGUUGUUUCCUCCCCUCCCCCUCAACGCAAUAUCUAAGUAUUGAAAAACAGCUGAGUUUGUGGGACUGCAGGGAAAUUGAUUAUUCAACUCUGAGGUUGCUGAGUGUCCUACAGCUUUGCUUUAAUAACAGAGUUUGAGGAAGAAUUGUGUGUGCGUCCUAAAUGGCACCCUAUUCCCUUUAUAGCGCACUUCUUUUGUCUAGAGUCCUAUGGGCCCCGGUCAAAAGUAGUGCACUACAUAGUGAAUAGACUGCCAUUUGAGACAGCGGGAGUUAGACAAAUAAUUGUGUUUGUUGCUGUGGCUGCUAUUGUUGUUCUGUUAUUCAUUUAAGUCAUGGAUCAAUGACUAACUCAGACCUUCACCCACUCUAACACACGUAUCACUCCUAUACACACACACACACACACUCACACACACACACACACACACACACACACACACACACACACACACACACACACACACACACACACACACACACACACACACACACACACACAGUCUGACAGUGAUGAAAAGCAGUAAAGCUCCCCCUGAGGAUGAAGAUGUCAGUAAGAGAGGAGGGUUAUGAUGAUGAAGAGAAGGAGGAAGAGGAGGGGGAGGACCAGAUUAUGGGGAUUGUAAAGGUCAAGGUGUCUCCUGUUGAAUUAAUGAGUCUCUCUAAUGUCACUGACACAGUCACCACAAUCAAUACACCACCCACAUCUGAAUUCAUCAACAACGAAAAUAACAUUGUCGGACCAUUGCAAUCCACUAGCUUUGCACUUGACGAGCUUUGUAGCCCAUGGGUGGUAACUGUUGUUUAAUCAUCAAUUAUCCCAUUUUGAAAUGGGGAAUUUGCAGGGCAAGUGAGGAAACGUGCUGAUGUUGAUAUGUACUGUGUGGAAGCUAAGUCCAGGCACUCUGUCUGUAUUUCCUGCCAGACUGUGUUGACUAUCUAACAGACUUUCUCAUUUUUUCACCCUCGCUCUCUUGCUGCUCUGCCGCUCUGGACUAACAGACCAAAUAAGUGAAUGUAAGUGCUCUACUUCCUUUUGCUUUUAACCUUAUUCAUGUGUGUCUAUUCGUAUGUAUUUCUGUUUGUAUAAGUGCAGCAAGAGCUGCAAGUGCAGCUGUUGCCAAAACCCUAUAGUAAACACUUUCAUUAUGAGAAAGAUUAUCACGAUUCCUACAAACACAGCACACGGUACAAACCCUCAGCAUCGCACUGCACCUUAAUAAAUCUAGCAUUAGCGUGUCUUCUUCACCUCAAUGAGUCUAUACGUGCGUAGUCUUGUUCCUUCUUGGAGGAGGUAAUACCAUUUGGAAUUAAGAGGGAAUCGAGGAAGAGAGGAACACCUGUCUCUAAAAUGGGACUAGUGUUGUCAGAUCAAAGAGUGGGGCUUUAAUAGACAGUAUAAAAGAGAGGAGGAAAUACAAACAAGUCUAUAAGGGAGAGGGGAAUAAUAGUGGAGUGUAACCACUAAAAACAAGUGUAACCUAACUGUUCUUCUUCCAAUAAUGGAGCACUGCAGUGCCUGCAGCAGCUUCGACAUAAAUCUGAUCAGCUGAAAAACUGUCUUAUUACCUCUGUCACUAGGGAAUCUAUAAUUUUAGAAUAUUUUCUCUCUCUCUCUCUCUCUCUCUCUCUCUCUCUCUCUCUCUCUCUCUCUCUCUCUCUCUCUCUGUCACUCUCUCUCUCAUCCCUCUCUUUGUCUCCCUCCCUGUCCUUGACCUUUAAUCAUUUGCUCCCUCCAUCGCUACCUGUUUCUCCCUCUGUCUCCUUUUCCGUCUCCCCUCUCUAUCCUUCCCUCCAUUUCUCCCUCCAUUCAUUCCCUGCCCUCCUUUGCCCAUUUACCUACCUAAGUUACAUCAUGUAAAUAUAUCUGUGAAACUAGACCUGUCUCUUUCAUUCAGAGUCAAAUCAGAACCCAACCAACAAGUACCAUUGACCUCUAUUCCAAUACAAUACAAUAGGACUCAGCGUGUAGAGAAAAGGAUCACACUGCAAAGCUAAUCGGAAAAAUAUAUCACAAAUGUCCAGGCCACACACCAAAAACCUGAACAUAAAAAGCUGCCAGGAGACAUAAAACCUAUGGGAAUAUAGAAUGUGUAGAAUAUGUUUGUGUCCCAAAAGGCACCCUAUUCCCUAUAUAGUGCACCUCUUUUGACCAGAGACCUAUAGGCCCUGGUCAAAAGUAGUGCACUACAUAGGGAAUAAGAUGCCAUUUGGGAUAAAGACCAUGUGCUUUAACAAUAGUAUACCACGCCUUAGUAUGUAGGAUUUUAUGAGUCUGAUAUGAGUGGGUGUUUUAUGGACGUAACAGGACAGUAAGAGAAAAGGGGAAUAACUCUACUCUGAUGGUCUUUUCUUCUUUAGUAUCUCUUCUUGUCCCCAAGGGGCCCUCUCUUCUCUACCACGAUAUAUUACACUAGUGUCUCCUUUGCAUUCAUACACACUCACUUUCCUCUCAUCUCAUUCCAUUUUCUCUCCCUGCAGUGCUCUCUCUCUCUUUCUCUGUCUACAUUUUCGUCUAUUCUCGUGGGGGAUUUUUAAGUGAUAUGAAUGAAUACAUUCCCCAUCAAGUUUCAGUAAUACUUGGAAAUGAAAUGACUGCUAUCUUUAAGUCCCUCUGUGAGACAGUGGCUGUAAGUCUGUGGGUUCUAGUCAGUGGGCUAUUAACCUCUGUGAGAGUGAGAAUAUAGGUAGCACAGUUGAGCUGUAGGGCUGUGGGCUCUAGUUAGUAGGAUGUCUGUUCAUGUCAGAGGAAGUCAGCACAGGGGUUAUAGUACAGUGGUGGGUUGAGACGAAGCCCAUUCAAACAACAUAUCUCUAGCUUAAACAAGGCUGUGGUUUCUAGUCAGUGCCAAGAGUGUGCAAAGCUGUCAUCAAGGCAAAGGCUAUUUGAAGAAUCUCAAAUAUAAAAUAUUUUUUGAUUUGUUUAACACUUUUUGGGUUACUACAUGAUUCCAUAUGUGUUAUUUCAUAGUUUUGAUGUCUUCACUAUUAUUAUACAAUUUAGAAAAUAGUACAAAAUAAAAAACAACCCUUGAACGAGUAGGUAUGUCCAAACUUUUUGACUGGUACUGUACAGUGGGGAAAAAAAGUAUUUAGUCAGCCACCAAUUGUGCAAGUUCUCCCACUUAAAAAGAUGAGAGAGGCCUGUAAUUUUCAUCAUAGGUACACGUCAACUAUGACAGACAAAAUGAGAUUUUUUUUCUCCAGAAAAUCACAUGUAGGAUUUUUAAUGAAUUUAUUUGCAAAUUAUGGUGGAAAAUAAGUAUUUGGUCAAUAACAAAAGUUUCUCAAUACUUUGUUAUAUACCCUUUGUUGGCAAUGACACAGGUCAAACGUUUUCUGUAAGUCUUCACAAGGUUUUCACACACUGUUGCUGGUAUUUUGGCCCAUUCCUCCAUGCAGAUCUCCUCUAGAGCAGUGAUGUUUUGGGGCUGUCGCUGGGCAACACGGACUUUCAACUCCCUCCAAAGAUUUUUUAUGGGGUUGAGAUCUGGAGACUGGCUAGGCCACUCCAGGACCUUGAAAUGCUUCUUACGAAGCCACUCCUUCGUUGCCCGGGCGGUGUGUUUGGGAUCAUUGUCAUGCUGAAAGACCCAGCCACGUUUCAUCUUCAAUGCCCUUGCUGAUGGAAGGAGGUUUUCACUCAAAAUCUCACGAUACAUGGCCCCAUUCAUUCUUUCCUUUACACGGAUCAGUCGUCCUGGUCCCUUUGCAGAAAAACAGCCCCAAAGCAUGAUGUUUCCACCCCCAUGCUUCACAGUAGGUAUGGUGUUCUUUGGAUGCAACUCAGCAUUCUUUGUCCUCCAAACACGACGAGUUGAGUUUUUACCAAAAAGUUAUAUUUUGGUUUCAUCUGACCAUAUGACAUUCUCCCAAUCCUCUUCUGGAUCAUCCAAAUGCACUCUAGCAAACUUCAGACGGGCCUGGACAUGUACUGGCUUAAGCAGGGGGACACGUCUGGCACUGCAGGAUUUGAGUCCCUGGCGGCGUAGUGUGUUACUGAUGGUAGGCUUUGUUACUUUGGUCCCAGCUCUCUGCAGGUCAUUCACUAGGUCCCCCCGUGUGGUUCUGGGAUUUUUGCUCACCGUUCUUGUGAUCAUUUUGACCCCACGGGGUGAGAUCUUGCGUGGAGCCCCAGAUCGAGGGAGAUUAUCAGUGGUCUUGUAUGUCUUCCAUUUCCUAAUAAUUGCUCCCACAGUUGAUUUCUUCAAACCAAGCUGCUUACCUAUUGCAGAUUCAGUCUUCCCAGCCUGGUGCAGGUCUACAAUUUUGUUUCUGGUGUCCUUUGACAGCUCUUUGGUCUUGGCCAUAGUGGAGUUUGGAGUGUGACUGUUUGAGGUUGUGGACAGGUGUCUUUUAUACUGAUAACAAGUUCAAACAGGUGCCAUUAAUACAGGUAACGAGUGGAGGACAGAGGAGCCUCUUAAGAAAUCUUGCUUGUUUGUAGGUGACCAAAUACUUAUUUUCCACCAUCAUUUGCAAAUAAAUUCAUUAAAAAUCCUACAAUGUGAUUUUCUGGAAUUUUUUUUCUCAAUUUGUCUGUCAUAGUUGAUGUGUACCUAUGAUGAAAAUUACAGGCCUCUCUCAUCUUUUUAAGUGGGAGAACUUGCACAAUUGGUGGCUGACUAAAUACUUUUUUCCCCCACUGUAUGCAUGUAUGUAUGUACUGUAUGUAUGUGUGUAUGUAUGAACACAUGCUUCUACAUCUGCAUUGCUUGCUGUUUGGGGUUUUAGGCGGGAUUUCUGUAUAGCACUUUGUGACAUCUACUGAUGUAAAAAGGGCUUUAUAAAUACAUUUGAUUGAUUGAUUGAUUCCUAUCCAGUUAAGAAGCCCCCAGUGAUAACCACCCAGCCUGAGUCCAUCACUGUGUUCGGUGCUGAAGACAUCCUCCUGACCUGCGAAGCAUCAGGAAACCCUCCUCCAGAGUUAGUUACUAUACAAUGACACUGCUUUUAACACACAAGUGUGCGCAUACACACACACACACACACACACACUGUCUCUACAGUUUUUAUCUCUGUAGUCUCAUGAUUUAGUUCUGGGUUCUGAGAUUACCAUGUCAACAAUAGAAUAACACGUACAAAAAUAACCUAUCACGCUAAACCACACUUGCCUGCAGUUUAACUGCAAAAUUUUAUCACUCCCCCCUCCCCCUUUUAUCAUUCUUAAUUGUAGUUAUUGAUGAUAUGUCCCUGUAUUCGUGCAGCAUAGCAGAUAUCUGGAGAUGCUAUAGAGUAACAUUUAUUAUUACAUGAGAGCACAGCUCCCCACAGUCACACUAACAAGGGAGAAAUUGAUUUUUGCCCGCAAGGGACUGUCUCUUAAAGAUGCCUUAUGCAUAAUUUCAGCUAGUUGUUUUGAAAGUAGCGCUCAUGAGCCAAAACGGGUCCCCGGAAAUUGUGCACAAUUGUGUAAAACGCCAUCCAUUUUUGUACAGUAUGAUAUGAAUUUGUAAGUGCUUAAGAUCCCGUUCAAUUUCUUUAAUGUCUCUACUUUUGCUAAGUGGAAAAAGUUCAAUUUGCAGAACAAAAUAUUAAUAUCACAAUUGUAUAAGACUCAGUCUAAAUCCCAAAUGACACUCUAUUCCCUAUAUAGUACUUUUGACCAGGGCCUAUAAGGCACUAUUUAGGGAACAGUGCUAUUUGUGAUGUAGCCUCCAACUCCCUCCCCCAUGAACUCUUUCCUCUUCCUUUGUCAAACAAAGUGGAAUGCAGGGUCAGGCUGUGUAAAUGACACAUUGUGGCUUUAACUCUUUCUUCUGUGUUGUCUGUCUCUGUCUCUGUCUCUGUCUCUGUCUCUGUCUCUGUCUCUCUAUUAGGUUCCGUUGGAAAAAGGAUGGGUUGGAAUUUAUCCCAGCCAAUUACCCGGGCCUGUCGAUGUCUCCGGGUUCCGGAACCUUCAUGACAACAGGGGCAGGGUCAGGAUCCAUGAGCCAAUACCAGGGCAAAUACAGCUGCUACGCUGAUAACGAGCUGGGCACGGCUGUCUCUAACGAGGUCCAGCUCAUCACUGAGAGUGAGUAAACCAGAAACUCCAAUCCAACAUUCUAAUAAGCAUUCUAAUGUUCUAGCAACGUUCCAGUUAGAAUGCCAGCAAAUUACAGUUCAUGUUUUUAUUAUAUGCUAGUGCAGAUAUUGGAACAGUUUGGCACUUGAACAUUCUUCCUUUUUUUGCACAUUAGUAGACCUAAUGAUUUGUAUCUGCUGCUGACGAUCAGUAAACUACUAAUGGUCAAAUCUCCCUCACAGAGAGAGAGACAAAGUAAUACAGAGUGAGUGACUUCAAGGUUAAGAGUGUCCAACCAACCAAAACAUUUAAAUCACUUCUUUCAAAAUAUUCCUUCACUUUAGAGGUUUUUAGUGUCAAUGUGGAGAUUUAAGUUGAGACCUCAUGCAGAGCGCUGGUAAAAGUCUCCCUGGCUCCACAUUUAAUUUAGAAUGGAUAUUAUGUGAGCAAAGCUAUUGGUUGCUUUAUGGGCAAUAACAUAACAAUUUAUAGUACCAUGGUCAGAGCCCCAAUAAAGCUGAGUGUGUGUUUUAUAAAGCGCUCAGCUGGUAACACACGGGACCUACUACUGAGGCUCAACGCUUAUAUACACUGCUCAAAAAAAUAAAGGGAACACUAAAAUAACACAUCCUAGAUCUGAAUGAAUGAAAUAAUCUUAUUAAAUACUUUUUUCUUUACAUAGUUGAAUGUGCUGACAACAAAAUCACACAAAAAUGAUCAAUGGAAAUCAAAUGUAUCAACCCAUGGAGGUCUGGAUUUGGAGUCACCAUCAAAAUUAAAGUGGAAAAACAACACUACAGGCUGAUCCAACUUUGAUGUAAUGUCCUUAAAACAAGUCAAAAUGAGGCUCAGUAGUGUGUGUGGCCUCCACGUGCCUGUAUGACCUCCCUACAACGCCUGGGCAUGCUCCUAAUGAGGUGGCGGAUGGUCUCCUGAGGGAUCUCCUCCCAGACCUGGACUAAAGCAUCCGGCAACUCCUGGACAGUCUGUGGUGCAACGUGGCGUUGGUAGAUGGAGCGAGACAUGAUGUCCCAGAUGGGAUUCAGGUCUGGGGAACGGGCGGGCCAGUCCAUAGCAUCAAUGCCUUCCUCUUGCAGGAACUGCUGACACACUCCAGCCACAUGAGGUCUAGCAUUGUUUUGCAUUAGGAGGAACCCAGGGCCAACCGCACCAGCAUAUGGUCUCACAAGGGGUCUGAGGAUCUCAUCUCGGGACCUAAUGGCAGUCAGGCUACCUCUGGCGAGCACAUGGAGGGCUGUGCGGCCCCCCAAAGAAAUGCCACCCCACACCAUGACUGACCCACCGCCAAACCGGUCAUGCUGGAGGAUGUUGCAGGCAGCAGAACGUUCUCCACGGCGUCUCCAGACUCUGUCACAUCUGUCACAUGUGCUCAGUGUGAACCUGCUUUCAUCUGUGAAGAGCACAGGGCGCCAGUGGCGAAUUUGCCAAUCUUGGUGUUCUCUGGCAAAUGCCAAACGUCCUGCACAGUGUUGGGCUGUAAGCACAACCCCCACCUGUGGACGUCGGGCCCUCAUACCACCCUCAUGGAGUCUGUUUCUGACCAUUUGAGCAGACACAUGCACAUUUGUGGCCUGCUGGAGGUCAUUUUGCAGGGCUCUGGCAGUGCUCCUCCUGCUCCUCCUUGCACAAAGGCGGAGGUAGCAGUCCUGCUGUUGCCCUCCUACGGCCUCCUCCACGUCUCCUGAUGUACUGGCCUGUCUUCUGGUAGCGCCUCCAUGCUCUGGACACCACGCUGACAGACACAGCAAACCUUCUUGCCACAGCACGCAUUGAUGUGCCAUCCUGGAUGAUCUGCACUACCUGAGCCACUUGUGUGGGUUGUAGACUCCGUCUCAUGCUACCACUAGAGUGAAAGCACCGCCAGCAUUCAAAAGUGACCAAAACAUCAGCCAGGAAGCAUAGGAACUGAGAAGUGGUCUGUGGUCACCACCUGCAAAACCAGUCCUUUAUUGGGGGUGUCUUGCUAAUUGCCUAUAAUUUCCAUCUGUUGUCUAUUCCAUUUGCAAAACAGCAUGUGAAAUGUAUUGUCAAUCAGUGUUGCUUCCUAAGUGGACAGUUUGAUUUCACAGAAGUGUGAUUGACUUGGAGUUACAUUGUGUUGUUUAAGUGUUCCCUUUAUUUUUUUGAGCAGUGUACUUCUUACCUUCGCCUGAAACGCACUCACUCAAGCACACACACACACACACACACACACACACACACUCUCUCUCUCUCUCUCUCUCUCUCUCUCUCUCUCUCUCUCUCUCUCUUUCUCACACAACAACCAUAACUAAAGUAAAGAACACAUCCUAUCUACAAUCUACCUGUAUCUCCGGCUCUCUGUCUCCUGCGAUCUCCUUCUCAGUUUCCCUGACAACGGUUUCCCCAGAAACAAGGUCUAGUUAAUGUCAUGCAGUAACAGAACGACAACAUCUCUACUCUGCUAGGUCUGCUGGGAGUAUUAACAAUGAGAACAGAGGAAGAGAAAACACACACACACUGUGUGAUGACUCACAAAUAAUCCAGCAUCCUACUUCUGGAGCACAACACUGCAACUUGAUAGCUCUUUGAAGAUUUCUCAUAAAAUUCUUAAACUUCCUGAAUUUGAUGAUCUAUAAAUAAUGUCUAACUUCUCAAGUUAUUCUUGUGCAUUGCGUCAGUUUGCCUGUAAACAAUUUGUCUGCUGCUUGCCUAAGGCAACCGGUAUUUAGCAUUUUAAAACUUGUUAUGAGCAUGUAUAACACUGUUAUGUAAUAUGCCAUUUAGCAGACGCUUGUAUCCAAAAGCGACUUCAAGUCGAGUGCAUACAUUUUUUACGUAUGGGUGAUCCCGGGAAUCUAACCUGCUAUCCUGGUGUUGCAAUCGCCAUGCUCUUCCAACUGAGCUACAGAGGACCAACUCUUAUGUCUUAAUAUCAACUCAUAAUGAUCUUGUUGUUAGCCAUUUUGAGUCUGAAUAAUAAUUGGCACAUACAGUGUUAUGAGUUGACAAGAAAACAGUAUACGGGCUCACACAUGCUUAUAACAAGUACUAAUGCCUUAUAAAUUGCUCUAUGUCUCCCUUUUAGACACCCCGGCCCUCCAGAAAGAGAAGAAGGUGAAAAAGAAGGUGGAAGAAGGAGAGAGUGUGAUACUGAAAUGUAACACUCCCUUCAGCACUGUUCCUCCUGUCAUCCACUGGAUGGACAAGAGUGAGUCUCUUUCUCUCGCUCUCUCGCUCUCUCUCUCUCUCUCUCUCUCUCUCUCUCUCUCUCUCUCUCUCUCUCUCUCUCUCUCUCUCUUUCUUUCUCUCUGUCUCUGUCUCUCUCUCCUGCUCUCCCUCUCUCUCUCUCUCCAUCUGUUUUUCUGAUCCUUAUCUGUCUUUAUCUGUCUGUCUCUCCAUCUGACUUUUAUCUGUUUUACCCCAAGACAUGCAUCUGUCUGUCAGUCUGUCUCUCUCCAUCUCUUUAACCAUCUGAUAUGUGAUGGUGUGUUCUUUUUGCUGAGUAUAACACGAAUAAACAAUAUUCUCUCUCUCUCUUCCUCCUCUCUUCCCCCUCCGCUCUCUCUCCCACUCUCACUCCCUCCCCCUCCAGGACUCCGUCACAUUGAGCUGAAUGAUCGUGUGACCCAGGGCCGGGACGGGAACCUCUACUUCUCUCACGUUACAGCUGACGACAACCGUAACGACUACACCUGUAACGCCCAGUACCUCAGUGCUCGCACCAUUCUCUCCAAGGAGCCCAUCAGCCUCACCGUAACCACCUGUAAGUACACCGUGCCUCAGUCACCAUGAUAACACCUGUAACGCACAGUACCUGAGCACCCGCACCAUCUUCUCCAAGGAGCCUAUCACUCUGACUGUUACAACCUGUAAGAAGUAGGCGGACGUCAGUAUCCAUGGUAACACACUGUAGACAUACCUUGGCCACCGUAGUAACACCUCAGAUAGUAGUACUAGUCAAUCACCGUCAAUUACUACCGAUAACGUCAGUCACCAUGGUACAGUAUGGGUUGUCUCAACCCCACUCUUUGUUAGUUACAAAGCCACUCUGACAUUGAUCAAAUGAGACACUGAUGGUACCGUAGCCCCCAGCCAAAACCACCUGGGGUAUAGGAGCAUGUCAGAUGUCUGUAGUGUUGCCUACAGUAGUGUGGCUACUGACCGUACAUGGUCAGCCAGCGGGGGGCUCUGUGAUCUGCAUAACACACUGGUAAUGAGUUGCUCUACACAUGCUGGGUUACAACUGUCAUACACACACUGUUAUUAACAGGCUAGGGCAGAGCUGCUAGCAUCUGUGGCUGUGUGAGAGAGGUCAAAGAGGGGAAAGGCUUAUUAUGGGAACAUGCCUCUGCUCUCUCUGUGUGUGUGUGUGUGUGUGUAUUUGUGUGAGAGGGAGGGGUGUGUGUGUGUGUGGGUGGGUGCUUGUGAGGGGAAAUAUGUUGUUAAGGGCUCUGAUCGCCACCUGAACCCGCCAGUGGUACAGUUCAGUGUGAGUGUCUGUCUGUGUGUGUGUGUGUGUGUGUGUUGUGACUGCUGUAUCAGCACCUUUGUACAGCUCUGGGCAACCUUGCAAUUACUUAUACAUAUGUAUGAACCUCUCUCUGUUUCUCCCUCCCUCUCUCUCCCUCCCUCUCUCCCUUCCUCUACCCCCUCUCCCUCCCGUCCUCCCUCCCUCCCUCGAUCUCCAGCUAACUCAGUGGUGCGGAACCGAAGGCCCCAGAUGAUGAGGCCCUCAGGGGCCCACAGCACUUACCACACCCUCCGGGGCCAGAGCCUGGAUCUAGAGUGCAUCGUCCAGGGCCUGUAAAUCUAACCCUCUCUCUCUUUAUUUCUGUGUUUGUGUGUGUGCGUGUACACGCAUAUAUUAUCUUACAUCCAUCAAUCAAUGUGAGCCUGUUUGACGUUCCUCUUCUUGACCCAUCUUGCCUCUUCCUCACCCCCCUCUCUCUCUCUCUCUCUCUCUCCACCCCCCCUCCCCCUCUCUCCCCAUCCCGCCCCCUCCAGCCCUACUCCUACGGUCCAGUGGGUGAGGAAGGACGGUCAGCUGUCCGAGUCUCGUACGUCCAGAGAACUGUCUGACCGCCUGCUGCGCUUCAGUAACAUCUCAGAGAGCGACGGGGGAGAGUACCAGUGUUCAGCCGACAACUCACAGGGCAAGGUCACACACACCUACACCGUCAGCGUCGAAGGUACGGAAUAUAUACUAUCUAAACAGCAGAGGUUGUUGCUGUUCUGUGUGUUCUGUGAGAUCAAAUCAAAUCAAAUCAAAUGUUAUUUGCCACAUGCGCUGAAUACAACAGGUGUAGACCUUACAGUGAAAUGCUUACUUACAAGCCCUUAACGAACAAUGCAGUUUUAAGAAAAAUAAGUGUUCAGUAAAGAAAUAGAUAAGUAAAUAACAAAUAAUUAAAGAGCAGCAGUAAAAUAAAAUAACAGUUGGGAGGCUAAAUACAGGGGGUACUGGUACAGAGUCAAUGUGUGGGGGCACAGGUUAGUCGAGGUAAUUGAGGUAAUAUGUACAUGUGGGUAGAGUUAAAGUGACUAUGCAUAGUCACAGAACUGUGUUCUGUGUGUUCUGUGUGUUUGGUGUGUUCUGUGUAUUCUAUGUGUUCUAUGUACGUUGAUUGUUACGUAUGAUCUUGUUGUUAUGGUGUGGUUUUUUUGUAAUACUAUUGGGUGUUAAUGCUGUUUUAAUCUGUGUAAUAUUAUCAUAUGCUUUAUCAUUGCAUUCUGUAUACUGUUGUGUUUUAUGUAGUGUGGUGUGCUAUUGUUUCUAAUACAUUGGUGUGUAUAAUACUGUUAUUGUAUUGUGUGUUUUGUCAUAGCUGCUCCGUACUGGACCAAGGAGCCAGUGAGCCAGCUUUAUGCCCCAGGAGAGACAGUGAGACUGGACUGUCAGGCCGAUGGCAUUCCCUUUCCUUCUGUCGCCUGGAGCAUGAAUGGAAAUCCCAUCACAGGUCAGGAAUCACACACACACACACACACAUUUGACCUAUAGUAUGCACUAACAAGGUUUUACUGCAAACUCAGCGUAUUACACCUACUGCUGCUCUACAUAAGUCAAAUUUAGGGUUGGGUUGCUCAUUUGAAUUUCCUGUCUUUUUGCUAUUGCCAACUCUAAAUAAUUUAUUUGAAAUCGAGUUUUCAUAUUUAAUAUGGCAGUCAGUAUUGUGCUUUGGUAGAAUGUCUUGCUGACUUGCUGUGUGUGUGUCCAGGUAUAGACCUGGACCCCAGGCGUACUGUGAGAGAUGGAGUUCUGAUUCUGAGAGAUGUGGUCUUCACUGAUACAGCAGUCUACCAGUGUCAGGCCCACAACAAACACGGAACCAUCCUAGUCAAUACCUACAUAUUUGUCAUCGGUGAGGAGGUGCUCUAUGUGUGUGUGGGGGGGGGGGGGGGGGGGGGGGGGGGGGAGAGAAUGUGUGUGUGUGUGUGUGUAUGUGUGUGUUCAUGUAUUUGCUAACAACAAGUAGGUCGCAUUGAUAAACCUGUUCCCCGGUAUCCUGUUCCAGAGCUGCCGCCUCAGAUCCUGAGUGCGGACGGACAGACGUACACCGUCAUAGAGGGACAGAAGGCUGUUCUACACUGUCAGACCUUUGGGUCUCCCAGACCUAAAGUUACAUGGUGAGACCCACGCCUGUAUGAGUUUCUAUUCUAUUCUAUGAAACCAGCUUAUUUAAUUAGAUUGAGAAAAUCUUCCAACAAAGAACAAAUGUGUCACUCUCCUCAUUGACAACCAGUCAGACAAAAUCCUACCUUGGUCUGUUUAACGAACAUUACAGUUCUGGCUCUCGGUUUUACACCUUCUCUGGCUGUGUUUUCUGUAUAGUCAUCUCUAUGUAUCUCUGUGUAUUUCCUUUCCAGGGAGGUGGACAUUGACGCUUCUCUACUGGCUGACCCCAGGGUUAACCUUCUGACCAAUGGAAACCUCCAGAUCACCAACGUCUCCCACGGCGAAGAGGGCAUGUACACCUGCUCCAUCAGCAACACCAACAUGUCAAUCAACGCCAAGCUGGAGGUGCUGAGUGAGUAGGCCAUGAACCACACACAGGGACGCAUACACACACACACGUAUACAUAAAUGCCCACAUACCGUACAGACUCAUGCUGACACAUUCAAUCACAUGCACAGCACACACAUUAUGCACACUAAUUCUCUCUCUCUCUCUCUCUCUCUCUCUCUCUCUCUCUCUCUCUCUAACCCUCUAUCUAAUCCUGUCUCUAUCUAACCCAUUCUCUUUCUAACCCUCUCUCUCUCAAAGACAGGACAGUGAUCCUGUCUCCUCCCGGGUCUCUGCGUGUUCAGCCUGGGAAGACGGCCAUAUUUACCUGCCUGGGUCAGGUGGAUGCCAAACUGACCCCCCCACACAUCCAGUGGAGGAGGAGUGGACACAAACUCUUCCAAUCAUACGCGGAGGACAAGUAAGGACAUGUUUAGUCUGUUGCUGAGAAGGCUGUGUGUGUGUGUCUGUCUCUCUGUGUAUGUGUGUGUGCACUUGUUUUCCUGCCUUAUCAGGACACCAAUGUCCUAACAUUUCACCUUAAUGGCUUAGGUUUAGGUUAAGGGUUAGGGUUUUUGGGGUUAGGGUUAGGUUAAGGGUUAGGGGUAAUGGUAAAACAAAUGUACACUCCAGAAAGUCCUGAAAAUUCAUGAAAACACAGCUGUGUGUGUGUGUCAGCACCUGUACGGCUCUUUACGGUAUUACGAUAUUCAUAUGUACGGUAAAGGUAUAUGUAUGACGACGAGACUAUAAUAAUGACGAGGGUAAUGACAAUACUGACAAAGAUGUGUCCCUAUAUCCAGGUACACGUUUGAGGGCCCAGACCUGAUCGUGGCCAACGUGCAGACAGAGGACGAGGGGGUUUACGUCUGUGAGGUCAUCACAAACCUGGAUAUGGCUGAGGCCAGCGGAUCCAUCACGCUAGUCGGUAUGGAAAUGUCCCAUUUCAAUGUCAUAUUUCAUUUGUAGUAUGAUGUUGCCAGUGCUUCUAUACUGUACUACUAUGCAGUGAUGCAUUAAUGCUGUGUUUUUAAUACAUUUUCCAUAGUUGGUAUGGAAAUGUCCCAUGUGAAUGUCAAAAUGUUUGGUAUUGUGGUAAACCUCUGUUGUGUUAUAUUAUGCAGUAAUACGUUGAUGCUGUGUACAGUAGACAGUGUACUCUAGGUAUAACUUACUGUAUGCUGUAGUAAAUUCAGAAACAUUUUCCACUACAGUUGGUAUGGAAAUACAAACAUAUGAUAAUGUUAACACCAUGUGGCAUAAUGUUUCUACAGCGUUUUGUAUUUCUUUCUUUCAAUAUGUAGUGUUAAAUUGAUACUGUGCUGCAUGCCUCAACUGGUGCUGAACUGUUAACCCUAAAUUGAUUUCUCCCCCACCCCCCCCACUCCAGACCGUCCGGAUCCCCCCACCCAGCUCCAGAUCUCUGACCCUAAAGACCUCAGCGUGACUCUCAGCUGGACCGCUGGAGAUGACCACAACAGCCCUGUCAUAGGUACAGACAUGAUACUGAAUGAACACAACAGCCAACAAUACACAACUGACACUAAUACUAGACCUGGGUUCAAGUAGGAUUUGUUUUCUUCCAAACGCUUGAUUGCGCUUGCUUGGCACAAUGGAACCAAUGUAAUAGCCCCAACAUUGCAAAUUGCAAACCCCGCCUAUCUGUCAUUCCAGGCAAGCUCAAUCAAAUGCUCAAAAGAAUUAGCCGAAAAAAAGAAAAAAAUGUUUAACCCAGGUCCGAUUGAUACUAGAUCACUGUAAUGCUUUGAACUAUAAACCCAUAGCUAUCGUAUCAUGUAUUUCCCCAUGGGAGAGUGAGGUCAUGUUUCCAAUAUUAUUUUCACAGCUGUCCAGGGCUGGGGACAGAAUGGACACUGCUGCCUGCCUUUGAUAACCAGAUCACUUUGAGGCUUUGCACUUUGAAUUACCAACCCCAUAUCGUAUCAUAUUAUAUUAUUGUAUCUCUCCUGAGAACAUGAAAACGUGUUAUCUCAUUACAUGGACUGUGAUUUCUCCAUUGUCACAUAUUACUUAAUAUCUUCUGCUUAGUGGCAUUGUCACUGAUGGCUGAUGCUCUCUCUCCCCCCCCCUCCCCCAUCCUUCCCUCCAGAGUUUCUGGUGGUGUUUGAGGAUCAUGUUUCUAAGGAGCGGAGUUGGGAGGAGCUGAAAAGUGUUAGUGGGACCAAAGAGAGCGUGACCCUUGCCCUGCAGCCCUACAUGUCCUACCGCUUCCGGGUCAUCGCCAUCAACGACAUUGGGAAGAGUGACCCCAGCACGCCUUCUGACCUUCACAGCACGCCACCUCAAGGUUAGAUACACCUAUCAAGUGUGUUUGUGUGCGUAAAAAAAGGAAAUGCCUAGUGGUUUCAACUCAUGGAAUCUUUACACCCGCUAGUACCUAGAAUAUAUACACCCGCUAGUACCUAGAAUAUAUACACCCGCUAGUACCUAGAAUAUAUACACCCGCUAGUACCUAGAAUAUAUACACCCGCUAGUACCUAGAAUAUAUACACCCGCUAGUACCUAGAAUAUAUACACCCGCUAGUACCUAGAAUAUAUACACCCGCUAGUACCUAGAAUAUAUACACCCGCUAGUACCUAGAAUAUAUACACCCGUUAGUACCUAGAAUAUAUACACCCGCUAGUACCUAGAAUAUAUACACCCGCUAGUACCUAGAAUAUAUACACCCGCUAGUACCUAGAAUAUAUACAUCCGCUAGUACCUAGAAUAUAUACACCCGCUAGUACCUAGAAUAUAUACACCCGUUAGUACCUAGAAUAUAUACACCCGCUAGUACCUAGAAUAUAUACACCCGCUAGUACCUAGAAUAUAUACACCCGUUAGUACCUAGAAUAUAUACACCCGCUAGUACCUAGAAUAUAUACACCUGCUGUAUAGUCCAGUAGAUACAUUUUGUUUUUAAAUUAACUUUGGUAUAGAAGCAUUAAAAUUGGCACACAUGAACAAAACCUGAUAUAGUGCCAUUUCAUCAAAGCCUCAGGUCGGCAUGUAGUGGUGGUGAAAAUGCAAUUUUAGUUUUGGGUCAUGGCUUCUCCUGUGAUGGGUCAACAUGGCCCCAAAAAUAUGUCGGACCUCAUGGGUUUUUGAAGCAAAUUUGUUCCUUAUGAUGAGAAACACUGAUAUACCAAGGUUCGUGGUUAUACAUCAAACGGGGCGAUGGGGCUGAGCCUUAGACUUUGAAUGGUUAUUAUAGCACCACCUAUGGGCCAAUAGGUGCUGUUGGUAUCUGAGUAGCAGUGUUGAUAUACUUUGAUAUUACCAAUGUAGAAAACAUUUUACUAAUCGGGCAUUGAGAUAUUGCGACAAAGGCAGAAGAAUAAUAAGAAAGAAAGAAGAAUUACUUGCAAUUUUGCUGCCAAAAUCUAUCAAUGGAGAUGUGUUCCAAUGGUAAGUUCUGUCCCUUGAUGAGAAUUGUGUCCUCUCCAAAAGAAGUGUGUUUUUCAUGGCCCUAAUCUCCCAUAUACAGUGCGGUCUGAAAUGAUUAACACCUUUAUAAAGAUGAGUAAAAAUGACUGUAUAAAAUAAAUAAUUCAAAUACUGAGCUAUAUUGUAUGCAAAAACAUUUAUAUCUUUAAACUAAUACAAUUGCUCAGAGAAAGAGAUUUUGUUUAACAAUGUUUUUUUUUUUUUUAAAGGUAGGGAUCAAAAUGAUUGACACCCCUGUUUUCAAUAACUUUCAAUACCUCACCUUGCGAGAAUAAUGGCACUGAGCCUUUUUCUAAAAUGUUUUAUGAGUUGGAGAACACAUUUUGAGGGAUCUUAGACCAUACCUCCAUACAGAAUAAUGAAAACUUGUGGUUUGAAUUGAAGAGGGCAGUCCAGUGCAGACAAAGGAUAUCCUUGCAAAGUGAGGUAUUGAAAGGAAUUGAAAAUAGGGGUGUCAAUAAUUUUGACCCCUACCAUUUUGAGGGGGAAAAAGUAUUACUUGUGAAACAAAAUCUCUUUCUCUGAGCAAUUGUAUUAGUAUAAAACAAUUGAAUUUUCCAAUUUUUUUAGCAUACAAUAUUUACAUUUACAUUUUAGUCAUUUAGCAGACGCUCUUAUCCAGAGCGACUUACAGUUAGUGCAUACAUUUUUAUACUGGAAUCGAACCCACAACCCUGGCGUUGAAAAUGCCAUGCUCUACCAACUGAGCUACAUCGGAUUGGAAUUAUUUAUUUUAUACAGUCAUUUUUGCUCAUCUUUAUCAAGGGUGUCAAUAAUUUCAGACCCCACUAUACAGUAUAUAGUGAAACUAGCUCCCAACUAACUCUGAAUCAAAGCUGUUCAAUGGAGUUUCAGUGUUUUUGCAGUCAGAAGCAUGCAGUCAGUGGAACCAGAGUUUAUUUGCUCACACGGUCAUAUAUGGACUACAUCUUCCUACUAAAUACAUUCCCAAUUUUGGUAUUCCCGUUCCUGCUUACAUCUAGAAAAAUACUUUCAUUUUCUGUUUGAAUAAUGUUCAGUGGUUACUUCCUUUUGUGUUUUUUACACACACUCUUCUGAGCAGAAGAGACACUGAAGAGAGAGACACAAGGAGAAGUCUCUAAUCCUGCAUCUCAGUAUUCCAUUCCUGAAUUUGAGUAUGACACACUGUCCCCGGGUCAUCUCUUUUAGUCUUUUUCAUGUUGGCAUCAUUCUCGCAGCGCACUAGACAGCCGACAAUGAGCCUUUUAAAGUAAUGUUCCCCGACAUUUGCAGAGAUCACAUUCACAGUAAACACUACGCAUGUGGGCUCAAUAACAGCACUUUAAAAGUCUGUUAUAGGGAUAUAACACAGCUCAGAUUGAUUCCCGACCUUUGCCUUGUUUAGAUGUAGCAACAGUGGUAAGACCCAGACAGCACAAACAGCACAUGUUCUUGACCUAUUGUGUCAUAGAGAGUCCCAGGAGAACAAACAUCAGAGUGUAUAAACGACUGGACCUAUACUUGGCACCAUUGAAACAUCAACAGGCAGUGAGAAAGACUUUCUGUACAGAGACAAAGGCGGACAUAUUGAGAUAUGAUGCUGGCGGUGUGUGUCACUGUUAUCCUGGGUCUUCUCCCUUUUACCUCUGAGGAACUCCUGAGAUCAUCGGAGCAGCGCAGCCUCAAUCAGACUCUGGAUAAGUGGGUGUCUAUUGCUGAGAGUUCAGACCGUCCUUCCUGGGAGUUCAUGCUGAUGUUAUCACAUAGUGCAUGGAUAGGUGUCUCUGUGCCUGUUAGUACCCAGAACAACUCCCUUGACGUCACCCAGUUCCAUGACUUAAGAGGAACAUGCUUCAGGAUCAUCUUUAACUUGACUCUGCAUGACAAUAACACCUCAGUGAUACCUGUCUCUGUUACUGAGGUCCUCCUGACAACAUGCACAGACUGUCUCCUCACCCUGCAGAGAUGCACUGAGGCUGGGAAGCCCUACAACUCUCUAAAGCUCCUUGAGUAGGAGAAGGGAGCUCACUGCUGUGGAACCAACAAGUACAAUAGGGUUUCUUGCAGCUUCGCUGGGAUUGGCAUGGGGUGUGGGGGGUCCGUUGGUAGAUUUUGACCAUUUGUUUUGGAUUCGUCAUGUCUUCCUCAUUGUUAGGAAGAAUUUUAGUCCAAAUCGGAUGUUGGGUACUAUAUUUAUUGAAUAUUAUCUAAAUCCUAUUCAUUAAAAUUGCAAUUUUGGGUGCAAUCAAUUAGCUUAUCGGUUUCUAACUACAGAAAUGAUUUCAGAACAAUCUUAGUGGGUGUCAUGGCUUGCUGAAUUUACAUGGAAUGACUCACAUGACAAUGUCUGCUCACUGUUUUACUGCUCCCAAACAUGAUCUUUUAAUAAAGCUUCGGUGAUUCAGAUGUAUUUCAAGGAGGUCUCACGAGCAAAAUCCUUUAUUGAUAGGCUUAGCUACUUGGUGAAUACAUUGGGCAGCUAUGCUUGGUUUUUAAUCAAAUGAAACAAAAAGCAUUCAUUUUUUAUAUUUCUAAAUAUGAAGUUCACCGGCACAAAAAGCACAUGGGCACUGUGCGUCAUUGGCUGGAUAGGCUGCGCUUCCAUUCUCAAAAUCCAUGCCAUUACCAACCACGUUACUGCUAAGACCUGCUUCUGGAAGGUCUUAAAUCUCCCCAUUUGCGCUGUCUGAAAUUUGCACUUUGGUGCAUGUUUUUAAGGACACAGCUCAGAUAUUGCCAAAUGUGGUGCAAUGGUUUCCUGUCAUGUUUCUUAAAGGUGACACAGUAAAUAAUAUCAUAUUAUGUAUCCUUGUAAUCAGUAGACUUCAGGGAGCACUUAUAUAAAACAAAUUUGAAAGUAAAAGGUAACUUUGUAUUUAAUACAUAAUCAAAAUUUGACUGCGAUUUCUUAUGGUUUCUCAUCAUUGUUGCGAUCAUGAAGGAAAAAACAAAGGCCAUAUGAUUGCUGAUUAAAUUAGUUCCCCAAACGAAUACAUAUAUUUUAAGCUAUUUUGGGGCCACAUAGAUCCAACUCCGGGGAAGCCAAGAACCAAAACGAAAUGCAGAUAAAUGCAUUUUCACCAUUGACCUAUAGGGGCGCUAGAGACCGACCUUAGGCUUACAAGUAUGCCAAUUUUAAUGCUUCUCUACCAAAGUGAACAAUAUGGUCUCUUUUUUUAGCUUAUCAUCUGGACUAGUAGUGAAUAUACUGUAUUAUUAUCUGCAUGUAGACCUACAGUACUUCCUAAAAUAGAUUGAACAUCAAAACGUUCCAUAUCUGCAGGGUCAGGGAGUAACUGAUUCCAUGUAAUCUGAUUACAAUAACACUAGAUUAUUACUUUUAAAUUCAGAAAGGAUGUUUGCAAAAAAAUACAUUAUGGCAGCUUUCUGUUUCACAAUGACAUUCAACUCAGCAUUGAAAAAAAUAUGCACGUUUAAGUUUGUUCCACCUGAGUGAGUCUGACCACAAGACAGAGGCAGAGACCACUAUGAUGACACACCAAAUGCUUUUGAUGGAUAAUUUUUCGUCUUCUUCUAAAGCCUCUUAAGGGGAAAGCAAUCCAAAAGUAACUGAAAGUAAUCAAUUUUGGGUAAUCAAAAAGUUACAUUACUGAUUACAAUUUUGGACAGUUAACUAGUAACUGUAACGGAUUACAUUUAGAAAGUAACCUACCCAACCCUGCCUAUCUGAUUUGGGAUUCCACCCCCUUCCCCUCUCCACAGCUCCAGACAACAACCCUGAGGAUGUGAGGAGUGAGUCUACAGACCCAGACACCCUGGUCAUCACAUGGGAGGUAAGACUCUUUCUUAUGUUAGACUGUUCUGGCACCUUUUACAUGAAUGUUCCACCGAAACUGGAAAAUGUGUUAAUAAAAAAAUAAUGGGAGAAAAACGUUGAAAAGGCAGAAAAUGGUAGGCUAAACUUGUAUACCUGAAGCUCAUCCCAAAAAACGUUGAAAUGGCAGAAAAUGGUAGGCUAAACUUGUGGGCUUGUGUGUACUCCCAUUCUGAUUGGCUCGUGUCCCUGUCUGUCACAGGAAAUGGACAGGCGUGAGUUCAACGGACCAGAGUUCCACUACAAGGUGUUCUGGAGGAGGGUACUAGGUGACGGCCCCACCUGGCACUCUAAUGUCACCACUGAGCCACCGUACAUCGUUACUGAAGUGGGCAACUUCUCAGCCUUCGAGAUCAAAGUACAGGCUGUCAAUCAGAAAGGGGCGGGACCUGAGCCAGACCCUGUCAUUGGCUACUCCGGAGAGAAUGGUGAGAUGUUGUUUUAGAAUUCUGUCUUUCUGUAAUGAUCUCUCUUUCUUUAUCUCUCUCCCUCCCCUCUCUAUAUUUUAUUUCUUUAUCUCUCUCACAGACUCUCUAUAUAUCUCUCUUUCUCUUCUCUCUUUCUGUCUCUCCCUCUCUCUCUGUCUCUCUCCCCCUCUGUCUCUCUCUCUCUCUCUCUCUCUCUCUCUCUCUCUCUCUCUCUCUCUCUCUCUCACGUUCCUGUUCUCAUCUCUCUCUUGUUCUCUCUCUCCUCUUUAUCUCACUCUAAUGACUAUCAAUUAGUCUAUUGUGUUUAGGCCUACUGGAAAACAGUACAAUAAUAAGCACUCAAGUGAUUAUGAUGCUGAGCAAGGUAAUGACUGUAUCUCUCUUUUCUCUUCUCUCUGUAUCCCCCCUCCCUCCCUCCCUCCCUCCCUCUCUCUCUCUCUGCAUCCCCCUCCCUCCCUCCCCCCUACCUCCCUCCAUCCCUCCCUCCCUCCUUCUCUCUCUCUCUCUCCCGCUCUCCUCCCUCCCUCCAGUCCCCCUGGAGGCUCCUAUGGAUGUGGGUGUGGUGCUACUCAACAGUACAGCCAUCAAGGUAACAUGGGCAGCAGUGGACAGAGAUACUGUCAGAGGACACCUACUGGGAUAUAAGGUACUUGCAGCUCAUCCAUUGUUUGUCUCCAGCUCUGGCACUCAGUGGUUACAUGUUUUUCUCAUUUCCACCUGUGACCCCUGUAACCUCUUCCCUACUCUGUGUGUCAGAUCAACAUCAUAAACAUUACAUUAUGGCUACAUAGAGCCUUAUAACCCAUUAUAACCUCUUCCGUCCUGGAUCUUCCUGAUGAGGUUUAGCUCUAGGGGCCACUAACCGGGGCAGCAUACAUUACACAUCAUGAACAUGACAUUAUAGCUACAUAAAGCUACAUAGAGCAUUAUUAACACUUAUAACCCCUUCUAUCCAUCAGAUCCACCUGACAAGGUUCGGCUCCAGGGGCCACCACCGGGGCCGGAGGGCCAGAGAGCCAGAGAGCAGCAUGGUGGUGGAGACAGGGGCCAACGAGGAGAAGAGGGUCCUGGGGGGCCUUAGACCCUACUCCCACUACACCCUCACUGUCACUGUGUUCAACAGCAAGGGAGAGGGGCCCCCCUCCGACCCCCCCCUGUCCUUCAAUACCGACGAGGGAGGUGAGAGAAAGAAGGGAGUGGGAGAAAAUGAGUGGGUGGGGUGAAGGAAAGGAGAGGGAGAGGAGAGGUGGAAGGGGGGUGGUGGGAGGGAGAGGAGGGGAGGGUGGUAUUUUGAGAGAUAGGUAAAUGGAGCAGAAGGAGAGAUGAGGGAGGGAGAUGGGAAAGAAUGGAUAGAUGAAAUAGAAAAAAAGGGUCAAAUAAAGCAAAGCGCCAUUACAUUUGGGGGGAUGGAAAGAACACAAAAACAGAUACUUAAACUAAAGACAAGAAUGGGCUUUGAUGCGUGUGUAACAGAGACAGACAGAGAGAGUGUGCACUGCAGUGGAAGCAUAUCUAAUCAAGCCUGUCUGUGUCCCUGUCAGCUCCUGGCCCCCCCAUGUCUCUCCACCUGGACAGCCCUGCAGAGACGGAGAUGACCCUCCACUGGACCCCCCCUGCUCAGCCCAAUGGGGUUCUCAAAGGAUACCUGCUGCAGUACCAACAGAGUGGGUAUCUUUCUUUCUUCAUCUCUCACUCUUUCUGUAUAUCUUUCUAUCUUUGUCGUCUAUGGUACCCAUACCUUCAUCUAGACCUUAAUUAUAUAUACUUCUCUGUCUUGUAAAAGACAAUAAUGCUUCUUGACGAGUCAAUAGCCAUCUUCUCACUGAACAUCAGUGACAUUGACAUAUUGUUGAUGUAUCACCAGUCACUACUGGAGAUGGCUAGUGGUAGUACAAUCAAUAUCAAUCAAUCAAUCAAUCAAUCAAUAAUUAGCCGUCCAUACUUCAGAUUCAGAUCAUCAAUACUAAAUCAAUAUCCCUAAGGCUAAUUCAGACCAACUUAAAAUGUUAUAGAUUAAGUCCAAUGUAGACUCUCCCCCGACAGACAUGUUCCCGCUCUAAGACUGCAUGUGACGCUAAAUCAGAGACAAACCUAUAACAUAAUUGAUUGCCCGUGAUUGGUUGGCUGUUCCUUUAUCUCUUUUUGUAGUCGUGGAGAGUGAUGACAGCCCGGUGCAGGUGGAGACCAUAGACGACCACACGCUGACGAAAUUGACCCUGAAGCAGUUGGACCCCAAGAGCCGUUACCGCUUCUACCUGAGGGGGCGCACUUCGGCCGGGGACGGAGAGCCCAUCACAAGGGAGGGCGCCACUACGCUGGACGGAGGUAGUACUGCAGGAGGAUUAGAAUUAGAUGUAUUUUUCUUAUUUAUUGUCCAUGCAAUGUGGAAUUUUGUAAUCCGCUUCACACACAUAAAAACAGACAUUAAACAUUAUGUUUACUGGUGUGUUUAUCACAAUGUAGUUAUAUUGUGGAGUAUUAGGGGUUAAGAAAUAUUAUUACAGCUGGUUAACACUAACAGGAUGCUGCUCCAUUUGUUGAUGCAAAACUGAUCGUUUGAAAUUGUGAAGGGAGGGUGAGAGAGCUUAUAAUUACCCCUUCUCAACCGUUUCCAGCUCCUCCGUCCAACAUCAGCUUGUCUGUAGGAGAGAAGUCUGUUAACCUGAGCUGGGUGCCAGGCCAGAGACACAGGAGUGUGGGCUUCCAGGUCCAGUACCUCAACAAGAACAGUAAGCUACCAGCUGACCAACAGUAUGCCUGUGGGAAAACCAAACACCUUUUUUUCACUCCCCUGUCUGUAAGCAAGAAAAAAAAUGAAUAUUUUGCCUAUUUCCAUGUGUGAACCACCCUCUCAUUUUUACUGAAUAAAUACAUAGAAUGAACAGAAUAAACAAAUACAUUAUUUUGUCUCCAGGCGGUGGAAAGUGGAAGCAGUCUGAGAAGCUGAACUCGUCCCAGUCGUUCUACCAGCUGAAGGGUCUAACCCCAGGAUCACAGUACCGGCUCAGAUUCACCUUCAGCAACAACACCUUCUGGGAGACAGAGAUCAGGACCGAGGGAGCAGGUAGACCUAGCACACACACACACACCUAGAUACACACCGCACACACACACACACCUAGAUACACACCGCACACACACACCUAGAUACACACCGCACACAUGAUUCACUUUUAACAAUAACACCUUCUGAGAACAGAACCGAGGGAGCAGGUAGUGAGACAACACACACACACACAAUGACGCAGGCAGGCAGGAACACCAGAGGAGGCUGGUGGGAGGAGCUAUAGGAGGACGGGCUCAUUGUAUUGGCUGGAAUGGAAUUCAUGGAACAGAGUCAAACGUGGUUUCCAUAUGUUUGAUGUGUUUGAUACCGUUCCAUGUAUUCCAGCCAUUACUAUGAGCCCAUCCUCCUAUAGCUCCUCCCACCAGCCUCCCCUGACUCACACACACACACACACACACACACACAUACAUACACACACACUCCUCUGGGCCCACUGCUUGCGUCUGACAGCAACACUCUGCUGCAGCUCUAUCAGUGUGAAUUGCUUCUUUUUUUUUUUAUGUCCUAGAUGACAUAGACUAAAUGGCAAAGCGUUCAGCCGCUAUAUGAAAAGUUCAGUUAGUGGUAUUUGUUUUGGGCAUUGGACUGUAUUCCCUACAUCUCUAGUGUAAUGUAUGUUAGGUUACGUCCGUCCGUCCGUCCGUCCGUCCGUCCGUCUGUCUGUUAGUGUGUGUGUGGACUGAGCCCCUGUGUGUGCGCUCCAGAUCCACUCUCUCUCUUCUUAAUCUCUUCUCUUCCUUUCAUCUUUUCUUUCAUCCCCAUCCCUCCCUCUCCGAUCCCUCCCUCACUCUCUCUCUCUCUCUCUCUCUCUCUCUCUCUCUCUGUAGCAGUGGUGGAUGUGCAGUCAGGUUUCGCUACUCAGGGCUGGUUCAUUGGGCUCGUGAGCGCCAUCGUGCUGUUGCUGCUGGUACUGCUCAUCCUCUGCUUCAUCAAGAGGAGCAAGGGGGGAAAGUAUUCAGGUAGGUCUAAAUAUAGCAACAUGCACCAGACAAAUACCUGACAAACCAGGUCAGGUCUAACAAACCACAUAUACUGUAGAAUGUAGUUUCUAACAAGUAGGAAGUUCUAAGAAACUACAUAUACCAGAUAGUUUCUGAGAAACCAUACAUGUCAGGCAGUUUGUAACAAAUGUUAUUUUUUUAUUUUUUUAUUUAACCUUUAUUUUGACAGGGACGACAUAUUGAGACCUAGGCAACUCAGGUGUCUAUACUUCAACAGAAAAGUUAGAUAAGACGGAAGUUUAUGAAGUAGGGCCUUGUAAACAAAAUGGGAGUAAUGUAGAGAUCUACGGGUCUUUAGCGAAUACAGGAUACAGUGAUGAAUAUCUAAACUGUCGCCUGUAACAAAAUAGAGCGGCAGGUAGCUUAGUGGUUAAGAGCGUUGUGCCAGUAACCGAAAGGUCGCUGGUUCUAAUCCCCGAGCCGACUAGGUGAAAAAUCUGUCGAUGUGCCCUUGAGCAAGGCACUUAACCCUAAUUGCUCCUGUAAGUCGCUCUGGAUAAGAGCGUCUGCUAAAUGACAUAAAUGUAAUGUAAUGUAAAACGAAGGGCGCUAUGGUGGAUGGCAUCCAAAGGUUUAAGAGUAGGUUUAAGAGUAGUAGCAGCUGCACUUUGAUGAAUAAUAUCAUCAUAAUCAAGAACAGAUAAAAAGGUUGACUGAAUAAUCUGCUUCCCACUGCUUAGAGAAAGGCACACUCUGUUUCUGUAGAGAAUGCCAACUUUAAAUCUUAGCUUCUUAAACAGCUCAUCUAUGUGUUUUUUAAACGUCAAAUCCAUAUCAAUCCAAAUGCCUAAGUAUUUAUAUGCGGGAACACGUUCGAUUGGAGAACCAUCUAAUGAGUGAACAUGUAGUUCAUCUGAAACAUUCUUACGAGAGUUUAAAAACGACAUGUAUUUCGUUUUGCACUUAUUAAGCAUGAGUUUUAAAUCAGCAAGCGAUUCCUGCAUAGCUAUAACAUCUGACUGUAGUUUUGACACAGCCAGAUCAACAGUCGGGGCAAUAGCAUACAUAAUAGUAUCAUCCGCAUAUAGAUUAAGUUAAACAAAAUGUUACUGAUUGACCAAUGGUGUUUAUAUAAACAGUGUUUUUUAUGUACUUAACCCUAUCAUUCACGAUAGCCUGAGUUCUGUCACCAAGAUAAUCAUGAAACCAAGAACAGGCGUCAGAGCUCAGGCGUAUCGAGGACAACUUAUUCAAUAAAAUAGCAUGAACAACACUCUCAAAAGCUUUUGACAGGUCCAAAACAAAGCAGCACAUUUCAUUUUAGUGUCUAAAGCAUUGACAAGCUCAUUAACAAUUAAAGUGGUUGAUGUAAUAGUGCUAUGCCCAGGCCUAAACCCGGAUUGAUUUACAUUCAAAAUACAUUUAUCAGAUAAAAGAGAGCAAAGUUGUACAUUUACCAAGGAUUCGAGAAUCUUAGCUAGAAAAGGAAGCCUUGAAAUGGGGCGACAAUUAUUAAGAUCACUACUAUCCCCGCCCUAAUGGAGUGGCAGUUAUUUCCUGAUAACAAUGUAAAAAAAAAACAUUUAUGGGUUAUUGAGCCAACAAUGAUGGGCGCUGCACACUUAACCAAACCAGGAUCCAAUUUAUCGGCCCCCUUUGGAUUUCUUGUUGUCUUGGGCUCCGGAGUGGCGCAGUGGUCUAAGGCACUGCAUCUCAGUGCUUGAGGCGUCACUACAGACCCCCUGGUUCGAUUCCAGGCUGUUUCACAACCGGCCGUAAUUGCGAGUCCCAUAGGGCGGCGCACAAUUGGCACAGCGUCGUCCGGGUUUGGCCGGUGUAGGCCGUCAUUGUAAAUAGCCUAAAAGAAAAGCUUUGACCAUAAUUUAUCUGAUCUUUCAGCAAGUUUCCCCUCUUUCAGCAUCCAGCCCAAUAUCAUUGUGAAUAGGCUUAGAAGUUCACAUAUAUCAGUCAAACAAACGAUACGUAGCAGACCAGGUAGCUCUACGAAACCACAACACAUGUGCUCUGCUGCUAUUUCAAUUCCUGGCCAGUGUCGGUCAUUACCAAACCCCCAGCCAGCUACUAGCUUAGAGAGGAGCUUUUACUGAUUAAUGAACAGAUACUGAAAUUCAAUAACCUCUCUCUCUCGCUCUCAGUCAAAGAUAAGGAGGAGGGUCAGGUAGACUCUGAGGCGCGCCCUAUGAAGGAUGAAACAUUCGGAGAGUACAGGUUGGUCUAUCUAAUCAGAUUAUAUAUUGAUUGUUACGCAUUGAUCAUCUAUUAAUAUAUAUUUACUAACUCAAGCCUGCUGAUCAUAUCAUCAUUGAAUAUUAGCACAGAGUUAAAAGGAUAGUUCAUCCAAGUUACAAAAUGACAUUUUGGUUUCCUUACCCUGUAAGCAGUCUUUGGAAAAGGUAAGACAGCAAUCCAUGUUUUGGCUUUGUUUACCUGGUUGCUGUCACCAAAUGCUUACCUUAAACCCAAUGCAAGUCAAUAUCCUCCAAUUUAGCAUGUUUUAAAUGUCAUGCCAAAAUCAACAUGAUCGCUUUGAUUCCCUGAUUGAAAAAUUAAAAGUAGGUUUUUAUCAUUAUACUCUUUCCCCUAAUGCUUGCCCCUGCUUUUCCAGAUCUCUAGAAAGGUAUGAUGUAAAGUGCUCUACUGUGCAUGCAGCCUCUGCUACUUAUUUGAAAUAGUGAAUGUUUUUUGUAGAGGCUCUCCUAUUUCUCCUCUCAUUUGCCCAAUAUCCCUUACCCAAUACCCUUCCUGUGGCAACAUGAUGCAAUACAAGACCUUGGUAUGUCAACCACCCACAGAUAGUGACAAUCUCUCCCACUACCUACCUCCCACCUCCUCCCUCUCUAUCUCUGUAUUUUCUUUACCCAUCUCUCUCUCUCUCUCUCUCUCUCUCUCUUUCGCUCGCUCUCUUUCUGCCUCUCCCUCCCUACCCCCUCUUUCUCUUCCUCUCUCUCCCCCUCCCUCUCUCCAUCUCUCUUUCCAUCCCUCCAUCCUACAGCGAUAACGAGGAGAAGCGAACAGCCAGCCAGCCGUCUCUGUGUGAUGAGAGUAGGCUGUGUACCAGUGAGGACAACCUGGAUGGUUACAACAACGGCAGCAGUGCUGUCACCGAGGUGAACAUGGAGGACUCCCUGGUCAGCCAGUACAGCCGGCCCAGCGAAGCCACCCCGGACCCGGGUACACUGCAGGACAGCUCCCCCCUCAACCCCACCACCACCACCCCAACACCCACCACCAACGACCUGCCCAACUCGGCGGCCAUUUAG